AUGGGGAACAUCAUCGACUCUGUGGCGUCAGGAUUCACCAAAGCCAUCGCUGACAUCCUUGCCAAACCACUAGACUUCCUUUCUGGCAAAACUUGCAGCUCAGCCUGCGGUUCAACAUGGGACAUCAUAUGCUACGUCGAAAACUUCUGCGUAGCAAACCUAGCAAAGAUGGCUGCCAUACUCUUCCUCCUCUAUCUAGGUACAUACAUAUACAUACACAUACACGUGUCUGCUUCAGGAUUCGACUCGACAAAUCUCCAUACUGAUCUCACAGUUUCCUAUACAUAUACACAUGCAGUCCUGCUGUUCUUCUACCUUACUUACAAGCUCGGGAUAUGUAGCUGUGUCUGCCAUGGGACGUGUGCGAUGCUCCGUGCUUGCAUCUCCUGCUCCUCCUCAGCAUGUAAGAAGGGCUGCACGCUUGUCUGCAACAAAAUGAGGACUGUCAAACGAGCGCGACAAGAACGGAGAAGAUGCUUUAGAGGCGACGACGACAUCGAAGGGCGCUUCUACUCAGGUUCAAGUGACUGUGAGUCAGAGGACACUGCUCGGCAUAGGUACGCUGCAAGGUCUGGACAUUCUGAAAGAUCACUGUCGAGGAGGUCAGGCGAUAGGAGGAAAGUAUAUCUGGAGAGGUCUUUGAGGCCGAGAAAUCAUCGGGUUAUGGUCGGCAUUAGCCGUCACCCCGACAUAUUGGAUAGAAGGGUGAACCACAGGCAUGAGAGGGCGCUUCAUCAUGGCAUCAAGGUGACGCACACCUCACCGUUUGUGCACAAGGGCGGUGGUAGGAGAGCAGACUACAGAUAGGAG
Messenger RNA from Brachypodium distachyon (stiff brome), 810 nucleotides. RefSeq lists its product as uncharacterized. The transcript is spliced from 2 exons. NCBI's taxonomy places the organism in Eukaryota, Viridiplantae, Streptophyta, Magnoliopsida, Poales, Poaceae. The record is from RefSeq and is a predicted model, not a curated record. Bases 1 to 807 code for a protein of 268 amino acids.